AUGGACUUGGAUUUAUUCACCGAAAGUUCAAAAAAAUCCCUGAGAUGUGCCACUUGCUCCAACUACCUGUCGUAUUUCCCAAUACGUCUUUUGGAAAAUUCCGACAACAUUUGUGGCCGAUGCUUGCCGCCUCCGAACCAACCCCAUUUUCGCAACACAGUCUACGAAAAAGCCUGCCUGGGGCUAAAAUUUCCCUGCAUUUACGAAGAAGACGGUUGUAGAACGAAGCUGUUCCCUCUGGAUAUACCCCAGCACGAAGACACCUGUCCUUGCAAAACGCCAUGUCCACUCACGUCGGUCCAUUGCAGCUGGAAAGGCCACUUUUCGCAACUCCUCCAACACUGCCGCUCUAACCACCCAAACAUGUUUCUAGACCAUUCAGAGUUCGACUUAGACCUGGCCAAAUCGCACGAAAACGAAAGUCUUCUCGAACAGAACUCCAAAGUCGUGCUAGUGAUACGAAGAAAAUAUGAUUCUAGUCAGAAACUGGUGACUUUUUCGGUGAGCCACAGCGGCGACAGAAGUUUGAAGUACUUCUGCCAGAUAACGUUUACGAGUGGAGACAGAAACUUCCAAAUUGAGUGUGACGCCUAUAGUUUUAGAGAAAACAAGUCUGGGGAUGUUGUUUUCGAAGUGAACGACGAUGCUGUUCAAAGAGUUGCGGUUUUGGAGAGUCAAACCAGUUCGGUUUCCAGCAGGAUGAAUGACGAGAUGUUGUCAGUACUGAAAUGCUCAGACUGUUUGGAGUUUGCGUUGCCUCCGGUGUACCAGUUUUCUGGAAAUGUGAUCAGGUGUUUUGAGUGUAGGGAGAAAAUUUUGGCAAAGGGGAUGUCGGAUGAGGGGAUGAGAUCCUUUAGCGUUGACAAUGUGGCCAACAAGUUGGAUUAUCCUUGCAAAUAUCGGAAAUAUGAUUGUAUAAAAUUCCGUUCUACUUCAUACGUGCUUGAUUCAUCUGACUCCCAAAUGGAUUUCAGCGCCUUGCAAACCCGCGAUUGGAUAGAGCAACUAAAGUGUUCUGUGUGCACGAAUUAUCUGUCGUACUUUCCGGUUUAUAUUUCGGCAACUAACGACAAUAUCUGUGGAAGGUGUUCGUCGAAAAUGGCAGCUGCCUAUUUAAGACAAAAUAAAGUGUAUGAGAUCGUCGCUCAAGAUCUGGAAUUUUCCUGUCGUUACCAAAGCGAGGGUUGCUGGGAAAAGUUAAAGCCGGAGAAAAUUCCACAGCACGAGGCCAACUGCCCUUAUAUGACAACUGAGUGUGUAACCAAAAGUUUUACCAAGUGUGAAGUGCAAGUAUCAAAACCUAAUAUGACGAAACACUGCCAUGAAAAGCAUUCGGAAAUUUUUCUGACAAAUGGCAAAUUUGAUAUAGAUCUAUCAGGCUCACAAGUUGUUUACAAUCUUUUGGAACAUAACAAUCAGCUUCAUAUUAUCAAAAGAAAAUACCACCCGGACGAAAAAAGGUUUGCCUUUUUUAUGGCAGGCAAAGAAAAUCAAAAAGACUUCGCAUUUAUUCCGUAUGUUUUGAAGUUUACUUGUGUCAACAGAGAACUUACAAUCAGACAUGGUGCUAACGCUCCAAUACCGGUUGAGAAAAUCUCCCUGGAACCUUUAAUACAGGAUGACCAAAAGACAUCGAAACUUGUAGCAGAAAUUUUCAUGACAACACAAACAAGUUCGAUCUUUGAUGCGGAAACUAUUACGAAAGAGUUGUUAAAUUUAUUCCGUUGCUCUGGUUGUAAUAGAUACCUAUUGCCAGUACCCAAUACGGGGUCAAGUACUUUACAAUGUUCCAAUUGUCGAACCCGCAGAGAUGCUACGGUUUUAAACUUGGACACAGUGGCUAAUUUGGUAAAGUUUCCCUGCCACAAUGUUGAAAACGGUUGUUCUUUUACAUCAUCACCCCAAGAAAUAAAAAACCAUCAAGACCUUUGCCAAUAUGGAAGUCAAAGCUGUCCCAUUCAGGACUAUACCAAGUGCACCUGGAAUGGUCUCUAUAAAGAUUUGGAUUCGCAUUUCCGGAAAAAUCAUCACGAUAUAUUAAUUACUUCGAAUGACAUUUCCGUAAUUAUUUCAAGCCUCCCACGAAACAAUAAUUCUCAUAUUUAUCCUAGAGAUAUGGGAUUUCAUCAACGUGAUCGUAGGGGUUUUAGGGAGCACAAUUUAUGUAGCGGCGAUGUACAUUUGGUUAAAUGUUACCUUAUGAAAUUUGGAACGCAUUUUUUCAACUUAAUAUUUUUCCACACAGGCGACAAAUAUUACUGGGUUGUGCAGAUGAUGGGAGAAUUUAAAGAUAUGUUUAGAUAUGAGAUAGAAAUAAUUGAUAAUAAUAACAAAGUCAAUAAAAUGACUGUCACCAAUGCGUGUUCUAAGCACACUGAAAAGAAAAUUUUGUUGAAUAAUUUGCGCGACUGUUGCUUCUUUAGUUCGGAACAAAUCCAAAGUUUUUUAGGAAAGCAAAAUGAGCUUACUUUUAAAGUUUAUAUUUACCAAAAUAAUUAAAAGUAUUUGUAAUUUACUCCUAUUUUGUUAAUCUUUUACAUUGUAGUAAAAUUGUAAACGUUGAAUAAACAUGAAUGUUAAUAUAA
Molecule: messenger RNA, 2585 nt
Organism: Zophobas morio
Lineage: Eukaryota; Metazoa; Arthropoda; Insecta; Coleoptera; Tenebrionidae
Exons: 3
Coding region: 1-2499 (832 amino acids)
Biological process (GO): multicellular organism development; proteasome-mediated ubiquitin-dependent protein catabolic process
Cellular component (GO): cytoplasm
Molecular function (GO): ubiquitin protein ligase activity; zinc ion binding; ubiquitin conjugating enzyme binding
Source: RefSeq, a predicted model, not a curated record